CUCAGAGCGGCCAUAGGGCAGCUCAGGGCCAGACGCGACGCCGCCCUCACCCCAGGAAUGCAGCACUGAAUUGCCAUGCUCAGGAGGUAUUGGUGGCCAGUGCACUGAAUCAAGAGCUGACCCUGGAGGACUAAAGAUGCAGGGAAUGGUGAGAUGUUUACUGAGGUGAAAAGUGAAGUUGCAGUGAAUGAUAACUUCAGUGAGAUGUGAGCAGUGAAGGAGCAAUGACUCAUGACAACGUUAAUGAGAUGAGCGUUGAAUCACGGCGGACUGAGUGGUGUAACGAGAGCAGUGCAUUACACUCUGCACCCUGAGGGAGGUGAACAGUACAGGAAUGGUGACUCGGAAUGACAUGUUUAGGUGGGUACUACAGUAUAUGUAGAAUUCUUCUGGUAUGUAAAUAAUAUAAUACAAGUUCUGAGUAUCUGAUCUUAGAACAAAAAUACCUCUACAAAUCCACAUAAGGUGGUGCCUAUAACUCAUUUUGCCUUUAUUGACUAUGGGUUCAGAGUUAGUACAGUAAUAUUUUUAUUAAAGGUUUUUCACGGAUGUGUGUAGCCCUGAGUUGCCAAAUGAUCGGAGAUUGUACGAAGGUUUUACCAAGAAGAACAUUUUCAAAAUGGAUAGAGGGGCUCAGGACCAUAAUAAAUUGUUCAAAUGUUCACAGUGUGACAAAGCCUUUAAUAAGAAAAGUAGCAUCGUGUGCCACAUGAGGCUACAUACUGGCGAGAAGCCAUUUGCAUGUACACAGUGCAGUUCUGCAUUUACUCAUAAGAGUACUCUGUUGCAUCAUUUGAGAUUGCACACAGGUGAAAAACCUUAUGAAUGUGAGAUCUGUCAUAAGAGGUUUCGCCAAAGAUCAAAUUAUUCAUUGCAUAAGAAAAUUCACACCAAAGAAAAAUCAUUUGAAUGUGAUAUAUGCUCUAAGACGUUUGCACAGCGUGUUCAUCUUACCACACAUAAAAGACUUCACACAGGAGAAAAACCCUAUGUCUGUAAAGAGUGUAAUAAAAGGUUUUCGCAAAGGUGUCACUUGAAUCGACAUAAGACUGUUCAUGUUAGUAACAAAGAAUAUGACUGUCAAACAUGUGAUAAGAAGUUUUCAUGUAGUUCCCAUCUAAGAGCUCACUUGAUAAUACAUAAUGGUCAACAUCAACAGCUUAAGAAAAGUGCCUAUAAUCACUUGGUGAAAGAAUAUGGAUUCAAUCAGAGUUUAUCACGCAACUGCUCAAAUGAAGCAAAAAAGCAGAGAAGCCUUGAGUGCGAGUUCUGCCACAAAAGAUGUAUAAAAAAAUCUCACCUGCGACACCAUAUCUUCAUUCACGUCGGAGAGAAACCCUAUGAAUGUAUAAAGUGCAAUAGAAAGUUUUCAGAGAAGGGCAGCCUCACUCGCCAUAUGAAGGUUCACAGUGACACCUCCACAUCCAGUGUUCCACUCACUGUAGACAACAUUGACAAGAAAAACUGUUCUGAAAGUAAAUAUGUCACUGCUGUUGCUGUGGAAUCUGCCCACGACAUGCAUGACGGGAAACACAUGACUGAGCUAAUGCCAGAAAUAAAUGAAAAUAAAAUUGAAAACAUUAAGAGACCAGACUUAGCAUGUUCAAGGAAGGCUGGAAAGUACUUAACUUCAUUAACAAGAUUGGAUGUUGUAAAUGUGAAUGGGGCAGUAAGAUUUAAUCCUUUGGCAAAAAAGAGAAGGAAAAUACUUAAAACUGUAUUGGAUGAUAAAAGUUGUUUCAAAUGUGUGACCAAAGAUGCCACAAUUGGACAACAUUUGCAUAUGGAACCAAUGGGGCAGCAGUGUGAGGAACUAGUUGGGCAAUGUAUACAUGGAGAACCAGUGGGACAGCACUCUGAGGAUCCACUUGAGCAACGUUUGCAUAGAGAACAAGCAGGACAGCAGUCAGAGGACCCAGUUAAGCAAUGUUUGCAUGAAGAACCAGUUGGUCAAUGUGCGCAUGAGGAGCCAGUAAUUCUUGGGGAUACUGUCUCAGGACAGGAGCAGGUUCUAACUAAUAAAGAAGAAUUAGUAAAACAUGCAGUAAUGGACACUAUAUCAAAUAUCAAGCAUUUUAAAAAUGCUUCCAAAACUGAAGAGUAUCAGUGUGCAAAAAAGACGGAAGUGGCAAAAUAUACCAAAACAGCAGGGGACUCUGUUGGCUAUUUAGGAACUGUAAACUCCAAGUUAAAGGUGGCUAAACAGUGCUCGUUUGUAAGUGAACAUCUAUCCAGUCAUAAAUGCUGUUUUAACAUGGAUGAAUGUGAGAGCGGAUAUUUGUCUGCUCAACAUACGGAGGAAGAUGGGAGUAGAUGUUCAUAUUUUUCUAAUAAUGCAGCUCCAAGGAACCCUUUAUUUUCAGAGAUACCUGUAUUAUCAAGUGAAUAUGUGACUUCAGAGGAACCUGUAGUUUCAGGGAAACUUUUAUCCCUGAUCACAGAGCUGCCUGAUGUUUCAGGUGAUUCUUUACCUCUACAAAAAGUAGUUACAUCCAGUGAAUCUUUGCCAAAUGAGGAUCACAUCGAUUCAGGAGAUUGUUUGCCUUUAGAAUGUGAACGUACCAGCUCUUCUCAACGGGAUGAUUCAGCUGACAGACACGAGGAUGGUAUAAAGGAAGUCACAGCUGGCAGACAGGCCAAAGGAAGUGGUUGGUCACCAUCCACUCAAGUGAUAGCUGUCAGCAUGUUCGUCUAUGGGCAGCAGGUGAAGGAAGAUGGUGGCAGCCAUGAAGUGGGCAUCAAGCAGGAGGUGGAUGUGGCGGAGGAGACCUUGGAUGACCCCAGGCCCACACCACUAACCCAAAUUUUGUCUCCCUUCAACACUAAUCCGUGAAUGUUCACACACCACUGACCCAGAGUCAAGAAUAGUUAGGAUGAACACUAUAACAUAACAAGAGGACUAGCAUGGUAGCUAGACAUGCCGAUGGGCCUACGAAUGUGAGAAAUCACCUAGCCAAUGUCCACAAGCAAAGUUUUCAAUCCACUUAAACUCAAGCCUGCAUUCUAAAUCAAUAAUCCAAGCUGGUUCACACAACUGAAAGAGGGUACUGCUAUGGUACUCGGUGUGUGUAUUACAUUUCAUAUGCUGUGAUAUCUGAAACUUUGCCUCUAGAAAUGUUUGGUUUUAAGGCUUGUGACAUCUGCAUAACAUAGACUGCAUGACAGUCUCUGGCCCCUGUCACGUGUGGCAUUGUGGACAUCAUAUAACAUGAAAUUGGGGCAGUACAGCACACUCCACAUGUGUCAUGUAUGUACUGUAUAUGACACAUUUGUGAUGAUUAUUUACAGGUAGUAAUACUUUAAUAUGUUCCUGUAGGAAGUGCCAGAUUAUUAGUACAUAUAUGUGGGUCUGGCAGUUGGGGGCUACAGGAGUACAGUAUAAGAACUCUGAAAAACUAGCCACAGGUAAUCCAUAGGCAAUAUAGGGGUACUGUACUUAGAGUAGUGACUUGGGUAAAAUUCGUACCUGGAAAUAUUUCACUUAAUUUAUAUGUCAUGCUUUACUUUUUGACGCGACAUUUUACUCUUUGACGCGACAUUUUACUCUGACACGACACGGCUUAUUAUAUUUUCUCAACAAAAGUACAUGGUGUGGUGUCAUAUUUGGUUGUUUCACAAGAUGGUAUAUUUUAUAUGAUGUUUCCUAGUGCAGUAAUUGGAUAUACUUUUACUGUAUUUGUAUUUUUAUAACAUUGUACACUUCAUGAGAACGGUUUCAGACAGUGCACGGAUUCUCGACAAACUGAUGCAUUUUGUGAAAAAGCAUUACCUGUACUUGGUACUUUGCAAAAGUAUAUUUUGCCACAAGAUUUAUAUUAAGAGAUUCAUAUUUUGCUUGUGAGCUUUAUAGUGUAAUAUAAUAAUUCAUUGCAUCAAGUGACAGGCAGCCAGUGUAUAUAUAUAUAAAUACAUGGUACCUUACUUUGGAGUUUUCCGGGGCCUAGCAUCCCCAUGGCUCGGUCGUCGAUCAGGCCUCCAGGCUAAUAUCGAGGUCCUCCCCACCCUCCCCCAGGAUGUAACUCCCCCCCCCCCUUCCCCCAUAUGUAUUUUGUGAAUAGCUAUAAUGAGUGGUUGUGCCUUGAGGCAUCAUGCAGGGGCUUCUCAUCUAAGUAAGUGUUGCAACUUAAUGUGUGCUGCUUUCAAACUGGCUACAUUCUGUGUUGUAACUCUGUAUAUUUUGCAUUGUAACUUUUUGCAUUCUCUGGUACAACUUGAUGGGUUUUCUUUUUAUUUCAAAAUACAGUAUCAUGGUGUUUCAACUUGAUGCAUUUUGUGUUCCACCUUGAUGCAGUAUAUGUUCCACCUUGAUAAAUUUUUUGUUCCAACUUGAUGAAUUCUCUGUUCCAUCUUGAUGAAUUCUCUGUUCCACCGUGAUGAAUUCUCUGUUCCACAAAUGGGGACCUAGUUGUUAAAUGAUUUGGCGGGUCGUAUUCCGGGGAAAUUUAGGAUUAAGGACUGGCGCGAAAUGCUAUGCGUGCUAGUGGCUUUACAAGAAUGUAAGAACUUUUGUAUACGUGUAAAGAAAAAAAUCUAUUCCACCUUUAUGUAUUCUUAUGUUCCACUUCGACGAAUUCCUUAUUUCACCUUCAUUCAUUCUGUGUUUCACCUUGAUGUGUUGUGUGUCUUCCCUUGGUGCAUUCUGUGUUCCACCUUGGUGCAUUCUGUAUUCCACCUUGGUGCAUUCUAUGUUCCACCUUGAUGCACUGUGUUCCACCUUGAUGCAUUCUGUGUUCCACCUUGGUGCAUUCUGUGUUCCACCUUGGUGCAUUCUGUGUUCCACCUUGAUACAUUCUGUGUUCCACCUUGAUGCAUUCUGUGUUCCACCUUGAUGCAUUCUGUGUUCCACCUUGGUGCAUUCUGUGUUCCACCUUGGUGCAUUCUGUGUUCCACCUUGAUACAUUCUGUGUUCCACCUUGAUACAUUCUGUGUUCCACCUUGAUACAUUCUGUGUUCCACCUUGAUGCAUUCUGUGUUCCACCUUGAUACAUUCUGUGUUCCACCUUGAUGUAUUCUGUGUUCCACCUUGAUGCAUUGUGUUCUACCUUGAUACAUUCUGUAUUCCACCUUUGUGCUGUUUUCUAAAAAACGUGCCGGACCAACCGGGCUGUGGUGCAUUCUGUGUUCCACCUUGAUGUAUUCUGUGUUCCACCUUGAUGUAUUAUAAAACAAGAUGUUUCGUGUCAUAUGGUAUGAACUGUAACAUGUUAAUUUGUAACAUGAAAUAUUGCAUAAAUAUAAUGUAUGGGAAGAUCUCUGUUAACAUAUUUGGGAAAGUAUGGCAGAGCAGAGAACUUUAAUAUCUAUAUACGGUAUACUGUAUACAGUACUGUCGUGUCCAUAUAUAUACUGUACAGUAUUUAGCUACCACCAUUUAGUUCAUUGUUUUUUCAUGUGCCAAUAUUUAUUUUGAAUAGGGAACAGUGUGUAUAUAUAUAUAUUUGCUAAAUUUUUAUGGUACACCUGAGAGAUAUGUAUUUGCAUUUUGAUUAUGAUAUUAAUUAAUGUGCUGUAUUAGUAAUUGUUAUUUUUUGAAUUCUUGUUAUAUUUUUGACAUUUAAGACCUUUUGGGUGUGGAUCUCUUUGUCGUCCGUGUCACCAAAUGGUUAUUUGUCUGUUAUAUAGUGGAACCUCUAUAUUUGUCUGCCCCUAUAUUGAUCAAAUGUUAUCUUCGUCAUGUUUUGAUGA
Molecule: messenger RNA, 5685 nt
Organism: Procambarus clarkii (red swamp crayfish)
Lineage: Eukaryota; Metazoa; Arthropoda; Malacostraca; Decapoda; Cambaridae
Source: RefSeq, a predicted model, not a curated record